GAGGGAAGACAGCUCCCAUCGAUCGAAAGGCGUCCAUCUGCUUGUAGAAGGUUUCGAGUGUGCUUGUUAUAGUUAUUAUUGUUACCGUGAAUUGGACGCCAUGUCGAGCCCUGCCGAUUUAGUUGCGAAGGCCAAGCUGGCUGAACAAGCUGAGCGUUAUGAUGAUAUGGUUACAUAUAUGACAAAAUUAGUGGAAUCAACUAAGGAGGUCCUUUCUGACGAACAGAGAAAUCUACUUUCAGUGGCUUACAAGAACGUGGUAGGAGCAAGAAGGUCUGCCUGGCGAAUUAUUUCGAACUUAGAGGAUAAGGCAGAGGGUGACGAAGUUAAAAAGGGAAUUGCGAAGAGUUAUAAGCAGACCGUGGAAGGUGAACUGAAGGAAAAGUGCAACGAAGUCCUUAAAUUGAUCAAAAAUCUACUGGCUGUGGUGGAAGAUGCUACGAACCAAGAAGAAGCUAAAGUUUUCUACUACAAGAUGCAAGGAGAUUACUAUCGCUACCUUGUGGAGAUCGAGGAUAAUGAUUCAGAUGAUAGGAAGACGCUGAGCGAAGAAUCUAAAAAAGCUUAUGAACAAGCUAAUGAGGAGAGUAAAAAAUCUUUGUCAGAAACGAACCCCAUCCGCCUUGGAUUGGCGCUGAAUUUCUCUGUGUUCUACUACGAGAUCGAAAACAACUCCUCAAAGGCAUGCGAGCUGGCAAAAACGGCCUUCGACGAUGCGAUAGCUAAACUGGACGACGCAAAAGAAGAUUCUUACAAAGACAGCACCCUGAUAAUGCAACUUCUCCGCGAUAAUCUAACUCUGUGGCAGUCAGAAGAAGAUGGUGAGCAACAGGGAGACGAUUGAUAAAGGAGUUUGGAAGCGUUUGUGUACUUUAGACUACAAACUCAGCGCUGAGAAUGACUGAGUGGUUUUCAUUGGAAAGAAUAUUCACUUACUAAUUAAGAGUCGAUAGAAGCGGUGACGGAAAUCAAUACUUUUGCUUACUGGUUCUUUCCUGACCAGUUCCUUCACUCAUGUUUAGAUGUCAUUGAUUUGGUGUAGCGCAAGAUAGACCUCUGGAAGUUUUCAAAGCUUUUACAUAAUUAACGGUGAAUGCCAUCUCAGCUAAUAUUAAGACAGAAAUAUGUGAAUUAUACGUCAAGAAAGCAACGUUCUUAUGGUGUAUAGUGUAAUCUUGUUUGCAUAUAACAUUAUAAAAAAAUUGUAAAGUUAAUUCAAAGUCAAUUACGAUGCAAUUCUUUAAUGUGCUACACUUUGUUGUUUGUCUAAGUCCUAGAUCUCCGAUGCUGCUCACAUUAGGCAUACUUACUAAAGAAUGGAAUACAUUAUAGAUUAAUUAAAGUGUGACUCUGAAAAGUUUCGUGGUAUGUCACUAGGAAGCGCUAUUUAAUGGUAAUAUAUAAUUAAGGUGAAAUAUCGUGCUUGUUUAUAUUGACGUUUAAUUCUGAGCACUUAGUUGAUAGUAUAACAUAAGCACUUUACUGUUGGAUAAUUUUUCGUGUACUCAGGGUGAAUGAAUAUUUUUUCCGGUAGUUUUUUUCUCUACUUUAUUUCUGUGAAACUGUUGACCACUAUGGCAAGGUGACUUGCCAGCAUGAACAGUGAAUUUGUUGUAAGUGGAUUUUGUUUAAUGGAGGGAAUUUUUUGCUCUCUUCUCCUGAGAGACUCAUGGCUUAAAUCUGCUAGGUUUUUUUUUUCAUAUGGUAGUGAUCAACAUAGUGGUAGUGAUGAGGACAGAGUUAACUGUACUACCAACCAAGCUUUUUUUCUCCAUUUUUGAUAUGAUUUAUCAGGUAGUGAUUCAGAGCAGGGUCAUCCAGUUUUUUUGGCCACUGAAAAUCAGAGUUGAUUUUUUUACUGAUCUGUAAUUUCUGAAAAUGUGACUGCUAUAAUCAAUGUUAGUUUGGCUGUGAAUUACAUAAGAAUAACCACUCUGAUACUUUUUUUUUUUAAUUGAAUAUUACCUAAUUGUGAGAAAAUUGCCAAAUAAUUAAUUAUGUAAUUUAGGUAGCAUUAUUAGGAAUUAUAUUAUACAUU
Messenger RNA from Pocillopora verrucosa, 2038 nucleotides. Lineage: Eukaryota; Metazoa; Cnidaria; Anthozoa; Scleractinia; Pocilloporidae. The record is from RefSeq and is a predicted model, not a curated record.